This is a messenger RNA of Impatiens glandulifera, 1449 nucleotides long. RefSeq lists its product as uncharacterized. Gene Ontology annotation, cellular component: cytoplasmic microtubule. The transcript has 6 exons. The record is from RefSeq and is a predicted model, not a curated record. Gene Ontology annotation, molecular function: microtubule binding. NCBI's taxonomy places the organism in Eukaryota, Viridiplantae, Streptophyta, Magnoliopsida, Ericales, Balsaminaceae. Bases 200 to 1219 code for a protein of 339 amino acids. Gene Ontology annotation, biological process: microtubule cytoskeleton organization.
CGGCCCAAGUCUGGUAACAACAGCGGCGUCGCCUUUCGCCGGUAACUUACUUACAAAACCUCUCCUUCUCUCUCUCUCUCUCUACUUUUUGCGAAUGAAUACGUUGUAAUCGUAGACAGAGACGUCAGGAACUUGCUGGACUUCUGCCGGUCCGAUCACUACUUCACUACCGUUCUCUGGUUCUUAUUUCCUGCAGAUCAUGUCUGGGGAAGCUCCUGGUGAUCUGAAUGGGCAUCUGGAUCCUAAUGGAAAAUGUGAAAGCCUCAAGGUCAAAGACCUUGUUGAUACUGAUGUAGGACACACAAAACUUGAAGAAAAGCACAAAAUAGAGAAUGAUUCCAUUGUUGCAGAUCUCACGAAUGGCAACCCAAGUCUUAAUCCAGGGGUUGAAGGAGGAAACUCAGAGGUUGAGUACAUUGAUUCAGAGAACCUUACUGACGUGGAUAACGUAGAAAUGAGUCUUAAGACAUUUGUAGAAGGUCUACGUUCAAAAGAGUGGAUUUUGGUUUGUGAGGCUCUAAAUGAUGUUCGCCGUUUGUCUAUAUAUCACAAGGAGAUGCUAGUUGGCAUGUUGGUAGAAGUGAUCCCUUUGAUUGUAAAAUCCCUGAAAAAUCCAAGAAGUGCAGUCUGUAAGACUGCCAUAAUGACAUCUGCUGAUAUAUUCAUUGCAUACAAUGAUCAGCUAAUUGAUGAACUUGACCCAAUGCUUCUUCAACUUCUUCUCAAGUCUUCACAAGACAAGAGAUUUGUAUGCGAAGCAGCUGAGAGAGCUUUAAUAGCCAUGACUACUUGGCUUUCUCCAGCAUUACUGUUACCAAAGUUGCAACCAUAUCUGAAGAACCGGAAUCCUCGAAUUCGAGCCAAAGCUUCAUUGUGCUUUUGUCGAAGUGUCCCACGCCUAGGCAAUGAAGGGAUAAAAGCUUUUGGGAUGGACAAAUUGGUGGAGAUAGCAGCUGCCCAGCUGAGUGACCAGCUUCCUGAGUCAAGGGAGGCUGCCCGGACUCUUCUUGUAGAACUUCAAUCAGCGUACGAGAAAUGUCAGGAGGCAGAAGAUGCUGCUGUCGUUGAAUCAUCUGAAAAAAAUUCUUGGGAGAUAUUCUGUCAGUCAAAACUGUCCGCUUUAAAUGCGCAGGCAGUUCUCAGAGCAACAACGAAUAUUGGGGGGCAGGAAGGUCGUCGUCAAUCCAGUGAACGGGUUCCAGCAGUAGCUGCUGUAUGAAGAACAUAUUUGGUUUUAUUGUUACUGAGUAAAGAAGAUAUGGAUUUUUCAUCCCCUCCCUUGAUUGGUUGUUUGAUUACUUGUAAAUACCACAAGAGAGGUUUAAAAUGAUUGGGAUUUGAGGUUGUUCCAAGGAUUGUAGUUGCCUUAUAAAUAGUGGUGGCAUUUUAAGUGAUUCUUUGACAAUUAUUCACAGCAAGAGUUUUGUUUGAGUACUUACUACUUUAUGA